Molecule: messenger RNA, 2109 nt
Organism: Xyrauchen texanus (razorback sucker)
Lineage: Eukaryota; Metazoa; Chordata; Actinopteri; Cypriniformes; Catostomidae
Product: cationic amino acid transporter 2-like
Exons: 13
Coding region: 162-1979 (605 amino acids)
Biological process (GO): transmembrane transport; amino acid transport
Cellular component (GO): plasma membrane
Molecular function (GO): amino acid transmembrane transporter activity
Source: RefSeq, a predicted model, not a curated record
AAAGGAACGGAUAUAUUUACUGUCAGAUACGGACUGAAAUUUCUCUGGACCACAUUUAAGAUUUCAAAAGAGGGGCAAAAUAUCCACACUCUGGAAUCCAAGAAUUGAAGAAUAACAUCUCCGCACAUCUGAAAACAUGAAGACUUUUUGAUAAGCCAGUAAUGUCUUUCCAUAUGGUGCGGUCUUUCCUGAGCGGCCUGUGCCGCAGGAAGCCAUUGGAACCAGAGGGUGAGGUCUCCACCUUCCGUCGCUGUCUCACCACAUUGGACCUUGUGGCCCUGGGAGUGGGCAGCACUUUGGGGGCUGGAGUCUAUGUACUCACUGGGGAGGUGGCCCGAACUAUGGCUGGACCGAGUAUCAUCAUCUCAUUCUUCAUCGCUGCGUUAGCUUCCAUCUUUGCAGGGCUCUGCUAUGCUGAGUUUGGUUCAAGGGUCCCUAAGACUGGAUCUGCCUAUCUGUACAGCUAUGUAACUGUAGGAGAGGUGUGGGCCUUCAUCACAGGAUGGAAUUUACUACUGUCUUAUGUCAUCGGCACAUCAAGUGUUGCCAGGGCAUGGAGUGGGACAUUCGAUGAUCUUCUUGGAAAUGUGAUGGCUGAUUACUUUAACAAACAUGCAGCCAUUGGGUUGCCUGGCAUGGCAGCCUAUCCAGACUUUUUUGCAGCUGGCCUCAUAAUGAUCCUCUCUGGUCUUCUUGCAUAUGGUGUGAAAGAAUCAACCACUGUCAACAAAAUAUUUACAAGUGUUAAUAUACUGGUGUUAAUAUUUGUCAUAAUCACUGGCUUCUUCAAGGGAAAACUGCAGAACUGGUUUAUCACAGAAGAGAUCAUUCUGAAUGCAACAGCAAAGUUUGAAGGCCUAACAUCAACCCUAAAUGUCACAACUAAGUAUGGGAUGGGUGGCUUUUUUCCAUUUGGAUUUGAAGGAACGCUGGCAGGGGCAGCGACAUGUUUCUAUGCAUUUGUUGGUUUUGACUGCAUUGCAACUACGGGCGAGGAGGUGAAGAACCCACAAAAGUCUAUUCCUCUGGGUAUCGUGGCCUCUCUGCUCAUCUGUUUCUUGGCAUAUUUUGGUGUGUCGGCUGCUCUAACAUUGAUGAUGCCAUAUUACAGACUCGACACACAGAGUCCCCUGCCCGUGGCUUUUGCCGACAUCGGUUGGGAGGCUGCAAAGUAUGUUGUGGCAGUUGGGUCUCUGUGCGCUCUCUCGACAAGUCUUUUGGGGUCCAUGUUUCCAAUGCCCCGAGUCUUGUUUGCAAUGGCAAGAGAUGGACUCAUGUUCAAAUCGCUGUAUAAAGUCAGCAUACGGCAGAGUCCAGUUGUGGCCACACUAUCAUCUGGCUUUGUGGCGGCAAUAAUGGCUCUUUUAUUUGACCUGAAGGCAUUGGUUGAUAUGAUGUCGAUAGGAACGCUGUUCUCCUACACACUUGUGGCUAUUUGUAUUCUUCUACUUCGGUAUCAAGAGACAGCUUCAGAGGAAAACGAUUUGCGCACACCCACAACCUCCAUCUUUGGGUUUCUGAAACCCCCUUUGUAUCCUACCAAUGAAACUUCGAACACCGUCACAACCUGCACAGUAUUUCUUGUUGUAUUGGUGCUUAUUCUGUCACUGCUGAUGUCCAAAGCUAUCAGAUCUUUGUUACUGUUUGAGGUCUGGAGUAUUGCAAGUGUAUCUGUGAUCCUGGUCAUAAUGAUUCUCACUAUUAUCGUAAUCUACCGGCAGCCCCAGAGCCCAACCAAAGCCUCCUUCAUGGUCCCAUUCUUGCCGAUACUCCCUGUGGUGAGUGUGUUCAUCAACAUUUACCUUAUGGUUCAGCUAGGAGGAGACACCUGGGUACGCUACGCUGUGUGGAUGGCUGUGGGAUUCCUUAUCUAUUUUGGAUAUGGAGUGAGAAACAGUGUCCAGAGGCAAAGGUUACUCAUUAGUCAGGUCAACAUUGAAGCGAUUGAAACCAAACCUGAUAAAGAUGGACCAAAGUGACGAAACCCUUAAACCUCCAAAAAUCAAUUGCAUUGGUCAUGUUGAUGCCAUUUCAGCAGCUUUUUUCUUUCUUUCUUUCUUUCUUUCUAGUUUUUAACUAAGCUUUAAUUAUGUUUGUGAUGAAAUCCUC